CCGUGGCGGCGGAGGGCGGCCGGCGGGGAUGUGGCGGGCGCUACGCGGGGGGCGCCGCCUGCUGCGGCUGGGGGCACGGCCCCGCUCCGCUGCCGCCGCCCGCGGCCCGCGGCCGCUCCUCAGGCUGGCGGCGGGGGGCGGAGGAGGAGGAGGAGGAAGCAGAGCGCUGGGGGCGGCGGCGGAGCAGCGGCGGGCGGCAGAUACUGCAAAGUUCAACAUUGAUUUUGUUGUAGCUCUGCUGAGGCAAGAAAAUGCAAAAGACAUCUGUGUCAUCCAAGUACCUCCAGAAAUAAAAUACUGUAACUAUUUUAUAGUUGUGAGUGGAUCUUCAACACGACAUCUCCAUGCAAUGGCACAUUAUAUGAUGAAAAUGUACAAGCAUCAGAAAGAAGACACUGAUCCUCACGCUCAGAUUGAAGGGAAAGAGACAGAUGACUGGCUGUGCAUUGAUUUUGGUAGCAUAGUGAUGCACUUCAUGCUGCCGGAGACACGCGAGACUUACGAACUGGAGAAGUUAUGGACUCUGGGUUCCUACGAUGACCAGUUAACACAGAUGACUCCACAGUCACUGCCAGAAGACUUCAUUCUUGGGCUGACUUCCCAACAGCAGUGGGAAGCGUCACCAUCUUGUGACAAGAACUGAAUGCAGCUGCCGAGGUGGCAAGUAGAAAGAGAAAUGAGUGUGCCUUAACAGACAUGAGAGGCAUGCAGGCUUCAGUGCUGACUCCGCUGUCAGUGCAGUUGAUCAGCACAAAACGAUGUAUUUGCUGGAUGGGCCUCAGUAAAUUGCUGAAGGAGCUACCAGAAUGCGAUAAAGAAGGAACCGUAUCACAAGGGAGCUUCCUAGGAGAGUCACUCCCUCACUGGAGUUUUAAAUAGAAAUCUCUUCCCUGCUCCGUUGCAGCUUGCCCUGAAACUCAGGCAUAGCUUCUACACUGAUCAUUUUCCUACUAUCUCUGAAAGGCCUGCCCAUAGUGGCAGUGCACGUGAAGUUCCUGUGAAAAGGCUGGAGUGCUGCAAGGUGAAACAUGAAAUAAGUAGUACAGUUUAGAUGCGGUUUGUAUUAAGCCAGUUGCUUCUGGUCAUGAUGAAGCAAAUCAUGUGCUGAGUUGAAGGAGGAGAGCAAACAUAAUGGUAUUACUGAGCGCAUAAAAGCUAAGAGCAGCAGUGACAAAUAAAUGUGUCUUGAAUUAACAGAACAGUAAGUCACUUCUUCAGCCAAGGCCAAUCUGUUUUUAAUAAUAAUAAUAAACUGAAGAGCUUGAGCUCUGUGCCUUCAUAUUAAGACACGCAGCUUACUUUAAGUGUGCUACUGGCCUAUCUCUGGGCUGUCCUCUCACCUAGUUUCUGGAAAAAGCAAUGAGGCAAAGGUGCUAUGGCAGCGUAAACCUUCAGCCCCCUUGAGCUGGGGGAAAGAUCUGCAGGAAGCCCUUAGCACUCAGCGUUACUUGCUGUUAGGCAGUUCAGCAGUAGUUAGAGCUUCAAGUUGGUAACAAAACUUGUCUUUAUGUAAACUACAGGACAGAGCUGUCAGCAGAAGAGUAGAAUCUCUUCCUUGAAAUUGGCCCUGCCGUGCAUCAGGAAGGAGCAGCAGUGGAUGCUGAGGGUAGUCACCUUUUACCCCAUAGCCUACUUCAAGCCCUGACAACAUCUCCUCCCUACACAGCAACUGCUGGUUACAGUGCUCAGAGAAAGUUUUUUUUUGUUUGUUUUUGUGUGUGUUUAUUUUUGGGGGGUGGUUGGGGGUGGACUGGGCUUUGUUUGUAAACGAAGAAUAUCCUCUGCCUCAUUUCAGCCUGGUUAUGUUACCCUCCUGUGUCUAGCCUCUUUCAGGAAGAACUGCCUCUGAAUUCACCUGCUUUCUGAUAGAAGGCAGCAGAUAGUUCUCCAAAUUGAACAAGGAACAUUUACUAAUGCAGUUAAACAACGCAGAUAAAACAUAUUUGACCACAAAAUAAAGGUGGUUGUGGUAAA
Cygnus atratus (black swan) is the source of this 1974-nucleotide messenger RNA. RefSeq names its product mitochondrial assembly of ribosomal large subunit 1 (gene MALSU1). The record is from RefSeq and is a predicted model, not a curated record. Gene Ontology annotation, molecular function: ribosomal large subunit binding. Gene Ontology annotation, biological process: negative regulation of translation; negative regulation of ribosome biogenesis. The transcript has 4 exons. Gene Ontology annotation, cellular component: mitochondrion. The coding region runs from base 29 to 643 and encodes 204 amino acids. Lineage: Eukaryota; Metazoa; Chordata; Aves; Anseriformes; Anatidae.